AAAUUAGCAUGAGCGAGCUAGAAAUGUAAGCUAUAUGCAUACUAUGUCAAUCCACUGAUAGAAAUCAACAUGGUAUUUGAGAGCAUAGUUGUGUCGAUAUUAAACAAAUACAUUGGCAAAUACGUGAAAAAUCUUGACACUAAAAAUUUAUCUAUUGGUCUAUGGUCAGGUGAAGCGACAUUGUGUGAUUUGGAGUUACGAGAGGAAGCAUUGCUGGAAUAUGAUCUACCGGUAGAAGUAAAUGCUGGUUAUAUUGGGAAAUUAUCCUUGAGUAUUCCAUGGUCAUCCAUAUAUGUGAAUCCUGUCAUCGUUCGUAUUGAAGAUGUUUACAUAUUGACAGGUCCCCAAGCAGAAAAACCAUACAAUGAAGAAAAAGAACGCAAGUAUUUAAAUACCCUCAAGCAAAAACAACUUUAUACAAUUGCAAAAGGUGAAAGAAAACAACAUCCACCAAAAGUUGAAGAUGCAGAUGCAAAUGAUACAUUGACUGAAAAAUUAACUGCGCAAAUCAUUAAAAAUGUCCAGGUGUUUAUUACAAGUAUUCAUGUGCGAUAUGAAGACAAGGUUAUUAACCCAUCAUCUCCUUUGGCUGUUGGUGUUACUCUUCAUAAUAUCACAGCACAGACUACUGACUCAAAUUGGUUGCCUGCUGUUGUUGAUGCUUCAACAAGAAAGAUUUUUAAGCUUCUCAGAAUGGAAAGUUUAUCUUUGUACUGGAAUGACAAUGCUAAAUUUUUAAUAAAUGGUUUGCCAAACUGGAAGUCUUUGAUGCGAAGUCAGAUCAGCCGAUGUUCUUCUCAUCAGCAUAGUCAUGAUUUUAUUCUAAAACCCUUAUCAUUUACUGUGAAGGCAGUUGUGGAUCAAGAUGCAAAAGUCUUGAUGGAACUUCCCAAGUUCUUAUUGGAUAUAAUUUUGAAAGAUUUGUCACUAGAAUUAUCAAAACUGCAGUUUGAAGGAAUUAUAAACUUGGUUGAAUCAUUCGAAAUGAUGUCUGUUAAUCAAGAAUACAGAAAAUAUAAACCUGUCGCAAGUGUAAAGGAAAAUCCUAGGAAAUGGUGGAAAUAUGCAUACACAAGCAUUGUUGAAACAAAGUACAGACCAUGGACUUGGGAAAGAAUUAAACAGCACAGAGCUGAUUACAAACAGUAUGUUGCAUUAUACAAAAAAAUGUUGAAGUGUGAAUAUUUGGAUGAGAAAAAGUCUUUAAGUGGUGUUAAAGAAAAAAUUAAGAAACAAGAAAAAGAACUGAAUGUUGCGAAUAUAUUAAUUGCACGUAAACAAGCUGAAAAUGAGUUUGAGCUGGAAAAGGAGUCUGGAAUUGAGCCAACUACUGAGGAAGAGACUGUAGGAUGGUUGGAGUGGAUUGGCAUUACUGGAAGCUCGACUCAUGUUGAAAAAAAUGAAGAUGAAGAAUUAGAAUUAUCAUCAGGAGAUGUAUUUUCCCUAGCUGCUUUGUCUACAGAAGAAAAAGAAGAGUUAUACAAGGCUAUAGGCUAUGUUAAUGACACAUCGCACCCCAUCUAUUCAAAAACAUAUAUUCGAUCCAAAUUGUCAUUACACCUGGAUAACUGCUGCAUAAGUUUAAAAGACAUUUCAAACAAGAAAAUUGUGAAGUUUUCUCUACAAAAAUUGUUUUCUGAACUUACAGAACGACCAGGAUCAGAUGGAUAUGGCUUUAAAUUUGAGGUGGAAAGCAUGGGAAUUCUUGGUGAGGUAGAAAAAGAGGAGGUUGAUAUUUUAAAAGUUAAAACAGAUGCGGACAACUUUUUGUCAUGCAAUGUUCAAAGCAACCCAACUAAUGUUACUGCAGAUUACUCUGUUGAUCUUGUUGUUCAAUCACUUCAUAUGUUCUAUAAUCAGGCAAUUGCUAAUGCUGUUCGGAAAUUCUUUGUUGUUGAAAACAAUAAUAAAAUGAUAGAAUUAGAGCAAAAUGCUAGUUCAAAACUAGAAGAAAUCUCAAGUGCAUCAAGAGCCGGCAUUGAGUACAGCAUCAUGCAUAAUAAGUCCACAUAUUUACAUAUCAAUCUGAAGUCACCUGUAGUUGUAUUACCUAAUCACAAAGACAGAGAUGCUGAAGUUUUAUAUAUUUAUUUGGGUGAUUUGACAGUUACAACAGAUCUGCAAACAAUACUAAGCGAAUUGGCUAUCAGGGAAGCUACAGAAAGCGAUUUGGAAUCGAUGUUUUAUCAUAAAACAGAUGUCAAACUGUCCAACAUUCAUGUUGGAUGUGCUACUUAUGAGGCAAGAACAUGUGAAUUAGAACACUUGUCUGAUGGCAAUUACAUUCUUGUGCCCACAUGUAUUGGACUUACUGUUCAUAGAAGUUUAAAAAGUGGAUAUGCUAAUUUUCCUGACUUCAAAAUAUCUGGUGUCUUAUCAAGCCUUGAAGUUAAACUAUCAGAGCAAAAGGUCGUACAGAUUGUUGAGACAAUGCAUUAUUUCUUCCCACCUGCUGCUGUUCCUCAUGUCGGAACUCUCAGCAAAAGUAAUUCAGAGACUUCACAAUCAAAGCAUAAAAAAUCUGGCUCAGUAAUGUCAAAACAUGAUUUGAGCAAUCUACAAGAUGUGUUGAACGAUAGUACAAAAACAAAGAAAGAGAAGUUAAGUGGUUCUUUAAAAGAUGUAUCUUCAACAGACUUCGAAGAGAAUACACUCUACCCAGUUCAAUCUUAUGACUCCGAUUUGGCAAUGUUUGACCGAACGAAGAUGCUAGCAGCAUUUGAAAUCACAAAGAUUGUUGUUUCAUAUGAUACCAUCAUUGAUUCAAAGCCAGAAAAGUUUCUCAGUUUAAUGGUUACUAACAUUACCUGUGACAUAGUAAUGAGAAUGUGGCAUGUUGACAUAAAAGCAAAACUAAAGUAUUUUAUGUUUGCAGAUUGCAUCAACACAGAUUCCUAUGGUGAAACGACAGAAUUUGUGCAUUCUAUCGAAAACAAAGACUUGAUAAAAGUUGAUUGGACACAGGCGAAUACAUCUAGUCCAGAGUUUGCUACGACUUUUAACCAAAUUGAAAAUUUAGCCAAUAUUAAAUUUGGUAAUUUGAGAUUUUAUCUUAAAGAAAAGAAUUUAAUCAUGCUGGUGAACUGCAUUCAGUCCUUAGCAUAUAGAAUUUCAUUGCUAUCAGAUCAACAAGAGAGAACUCCCAUAAUAUCAAAACCACUAGAUAUCAUACCAGAAGAUGAUGAUGUUGAUGUGGAAUCUAAAAAAUCCUUGCAUAAGAUCGAAGAGGCAGUGACGGCAUCUACAAGUCUUCAUCUUAAUUUUAUUCUGAAUUCAAUUGAUAUCAAAAUGGCAAACUCUAAACAAGAUAUUGUUGAAGCUCAAAUCUCAGAUGCACAGUUAUUGGUGAUUAUGCAUGCACAGAAUACAGAAAUUUCUGCACAAUUGAAAAGCCUAACUGUCUGUGAUUUGUCUCCUGACAUAGAUUUCAAUUUUAAAGAGAUAUUAUCAGUAAAUGCUGACAAACUUUUCAAAUGCAAGGCCAUACAGUCUAAAGAUGUUUUGCAGGAUAGUUUAGAUCCUAAUUUAGUGGUUGAUUUUGAUCUUGGAAAAUUAAAAUUAAACGCUGUAUUGCCUUUCCUUGUCAACUUAAUGAAUUUGUUUUACGACAUAAAUGCAUCUUUAUUGACUUAUCAGCCAAUUACAACAGAAGAACCUGCUGUUAAAAAAGCUAUCACAAAUGAAUUCUUCAAAUUGAAAUUAGAUGUAUCAAUAGAUGCUCCAGAUAUUGUUCUCCCAUUUUCAAAGUCCUCUAACCAUUGUUUUGUGCUUGACCUUGGACAUUGUGAAAUUCAUAGCACGCCAAUUAUGCAGGAUAAAAUUGUAUGUGAUCAGUUAAAACUUGAUUUGGAACAACUGAAACUGAGUACGAUAAAUGGUGAUCAUGAAAAGGAAGUCAUUUUACCUGUCACUCUGGAGGUUACUCUUAGAAGAAGUCUGAAUAAUGUCACUCCAACAUUUGAUGUAAAUUGUAAAUUACCAAUGUUAAUGACACGUUUGCACCAGCAGGACAUAAAAGACGCAGUAAAAUUGUUGCAAGGAAUUUUUGAAGAUAUGAAUGCACUAAAAAAAGACACACUGGCCAAUACAACUGUAGUGACCACUAGUACUCCUGAAGAUGAGGCUGUUAAACAAGUGACAAGUGUUUUUGUAUGUAUUGGGCAGAUGGGCUUACAAGCUUUAUCAACAACACCUAAUAAGAAAGAAUAUUUAUUCUUGGAUUUAAUGGUUGAAAGUUUAAACACUAAACUUAAACAGAAUUCAACAUUGCUGUCAGUUGAUGUCUCAUUAGGGGCUCUCACACUAAGUGAUCACUCUCAGGAAGGUGUAAACGAUGAACCACUCACUUUAUUUUCAUCAGUUGAUGGGAAAAAGCUUGCAUCAAUUUCCUACUCCAGUGAUGUUUUAUCUAAUUCUCAAAAUAUUACAUUUGAAUUGGACAAAGUUAAUAUAAAUGCUGAUGAUGAAUCCAUAGCAAGCUCAGUUGCUUAUGUCACCAACAUUUUAACAAGUGUAAACAUGUUGUUCAACGAGAAGGAAGAAGUGAAAGUAGUAUCAACAGUACCAGAACCGAAAAAUGAAGAAGAAUUACUAGUAGAAGAAGAAAUUAAACAAGAAACAUCAGAACUGAACAUACAUUGCAAACUAACCAGUUUAACUAUCUUUUGGUUGAUGCAAAAGAGAGAAAUUGCAAAGUCCAAAGUUGAUGGACUAACAUUAUUAGCAGAUUUAAAAGGAAACAAUGUAGGGGUAAAAGCAAGGCUGAAAAAUUUAUACAUUGAAGACAUGAGACAGAACGUGCUGUAUCCAAAGAUUAUUGUUUUGGAGGAUCAGGAUUUGCUGUCGUUGGAGUUUUCACUAAAAGAACACAGCACAUCUGCUAUGCAAGAAAGCGUUACAGAGCAAGUUGCUUAUAUAUGGUUACGUGUGGGAAGAAUUAAAAUUGUUUUUCUUUAUAAAUUCAUUGUGGAGAUCAUGAAUUGCAUCAAUCCAUUUUUAAAUUUAUUCAAUGAUGGUACGAAAAAGAAUAUCCAGGACACCAGUGAAGAGCAUACAGUGCCAAAGAGUGACCCAAAAGUUCUUUUGCUACACCUUGAUAUUGACAUCACAGCUCCUCUUGUGACAUUUCCAAAGUUGUCAACAUCCGAAACGUAUCUGUUGGCUGACUUAGGAAAGUGCAUUAUAACCAACUCUAUAGAAACAGAGGAAUCGUCAGAAAUGAGUGGUACAGAUGGAGAUGAAAAAACAAAAUAUUCAAAAACUGAUCAUGUGAAAGCAACACUGUCAUCAGUAAAACUUAUGAUAAUGAACUUAAGCAACCAGAAAGAAAAAAGAAUAACCAAAGAACUUUCAAUGGGUUUAAAUAUCUACAGACCAUUGAAUCCUGACAUGAAUGAUAUAAGCGUAGAUGUUGAUGUUCUUCCUGUAAUAGUUUUGUUAUCUGAUACUGAUAUCCAGCUCUUGAUGACCAUAGUUCAGCUAAACUUAGGAGAAGCUGAAGUUGUUCUAAGUGUUGACAAAGACAAAACAGUAGCAACAACAACAACAACAACAGCAAUAACAAACGCAGCAGCAGUUGCGAUGACAACAAAGAUUGAUGUACAUAAAGAUGUUAACAGCGAAAAUACAUCAAGUGCACAAUUAAAAGCACAAGUUGAUCAAACCGAUCAUGGUAUCAAUGAAGAUACUGCUGUCAUAAAUGAUAAGAGUUCUACUAUACAUAUAUCAAUUCAUUGCAAGCUGAUGGAGUUGAAUUUAUCUAGUUGUCUCUUAUUUCAGGAUUGUGAGACACCUGAGAGUGUUAACAUCUGUCAACUUUCUGCUACAAGCACAACAAUUGAAAUCGUAACAAAAAAUGACUCGUUAGAAUUGGAUCUUAACAUUUUCCAUCUAACUGGAGACGAUCAAAGACCCUUUUCAAAAGCAUCAUUUAAAAGAAUACUUGAAAAGUGUGUGGAGCAAGAUGUUUGUGCGGUACCAGUUAUGUCUACUUCCAAGUCUUUUGUAAAAAAAGGUGCUGAGAACAAUCAUGUUACAUUGAAAUACACAUCCAAGAGUGGAGAACAAAUUGUGGCAUUAAAUAUUGCAAAUGCACGCACAUUUAUAAAUUUGGAAUUCGUGAAAGACCUUAUAAAGUAUCUAUCUAAUACAUUUGCUGGAGAUGCAUCUGAUCAGAAAAAUGAAUCACAUGUUGAGAAGUCCCGGCAAAAAGAAGGCGAUUCCCAUAACGAAGUGGAGCCAAAAUCCAAUAACACAAAACUUACAGUGAAAUGCCAACUGGAUAAUGGCGAAGUGAUCUUGCUGCAGAAUCCAAACAAAACAAACACUCCUGCAAUAGUUGGACUUGUACAACUUUAUGUAAAUUACGAAGCUGGUCAAGUAUCUACAAAAAUUGACAUUCCUGAUUGUCUUUUGGAAAUGUUGUAUGGGGAAUACCCUGUACUUCGUAGUACUGCCAGACCGUUGUUACAGCCAUGCCACAUUACGUGCAAAAUUCUUAUGCCAGAUGUUGAAACACAAGACAUAUCUUUAAAAGUCAAAGAAAUGAAGUUUAAACUGUCACCGAGUAUUCUUACGACCAUCAUUAAAAUCACUGAUAGUUUGACUGGUACUCAGUUGCUGCAGGAAGCAGAAGACGCCUCUAAGAAGCACACAUCCUCUAUUGAUUGGACUUCUCAUCCUCUCAGUAAUGAUAAAAUAAACACAGAAGCUUCAUCUGUUGAUACAAAUUUACCAUCUGUUCCCAAAGAUGUAGUUGAAAAAGAAAAGGCUGUGUUGUCAUUCUCUAUGAUAGAGUUGAUACUUGGAAAUGAUUUAGAAGGAAUGUUUAAUCCAUUGUUGAUGACAAAAAUUUCGACGAAAACAAACUUGGUAGACUGGUCUGGAUUGAUGAAAAUCGAGGCUGAUUUCACAACUGAGAUACAUUACUUUAAUGAUUUGUUUGGAACCUGGGAACCAUUGGUUGAACCUAACGUCAAUGCAGCUUCGUAUCAACCCUAUGAACUUAAUGCUAGGAUGUUUUAUGGAGAAAGCAAGCAAAUAGAUUUUUCAAGCAACAUUUUAGAAGAUCAAAAAGAUGAAAGUUCAUAUGACGAUGUGGACGAGAUUGAUGCUUCAGUAGCAACUAGUGAGAAUAACACAAAAGCAUUUUUUCUGAUAGUCAGUUCUGAAGAUGUCUUGCAACUAACUGUAACACAGAAAGCUGUCGAAAUUAUAAAUCAUGUCACGCAGGCAUGGUCCAUAGAAUCACUUCGGGAAAAUGUAAAAACAGAGCUACGUUUACCAUUCCAUUUUACAAGUCAGCUUGGAAUUCCAGUUGUUGUAUCAAUGGAUCCUUCUAUCAAGGCUUCCACCACUGAAGAAUCGCAUUUAAAAAUUCAACCAAGACGUCGAUCGCAAGAGAUUGAACAAACGUUACGAAAGACUUCACUUACUGCUACCCCAGGGAAGCAAAAACUGAAGAAACGCAACACAUCUGCAUCGUCACCAUCUACAACAUCUUUAGGUGUUGAUGUAGUGGACAGCAGUCCGUGGCUUGUUGAUGAAAGUUCACGAAAUCAUUUUAUUGAUGUUGACAUAAAUGGAUUCGAUACUGUUAGAAAUAUAUCAUUAAAAGAGGCUGGUAAUCAAGUGUAUACUCUGUUCCCAACCAAGGAUGGAAAUUUAUUGCAUCUGGUGGUGCAAGUGAAAGUUGUGACUGGAUCUCGAAUUGUGACGUUUGGAUCUACACUACAGGUGAAAAACAGCCUUAAAAUGCCCAUUGAAAUUUACCAAGGAAAUAUGCUAGAUAUUAACAACUUGAUUGUAAGUGUCGAGGAAGGUGCGAAGACGAGUUUUCCAUUAAGUGAAUCGUUUGUGGAAACGUGCGACAUUAGGAUGGAUAGAUUCAAGUUUAAACAAGUCGAUGUUAACUGUAAAAAUCAAGUUAUCAAAGGAUGUUGUGAAGCGGAUACUGAUGUUUGCUAUAUGCAGGUUGUUCAAUCAACUGUCAAGUCAGACCGAAAAUAUCAGAAGUCAGUUUCAAUUCGUACUAUGGAUUUUUUGCCAGUGGUUCAAAUAAUUAGCUUUCUUCCUGUAAAUGUCCAACUACAAUUGAAGAACGAUCGAGAACAGACAAAGUUUCAUUUGGUUACUCCUGGUAACACUGAAAAUAUACUGGAGAUCAACCCAAAGGAGGAUAACUUCACUGUUUCAGUAAAGUACGUAAGUGAAGAUGGUGGUGAAUGGGUUGGUAGUGUAAACUGUAACAGGAAAAAGAAAGAACCCAGUGCAUUAUUCUUAAAGAGCGACACAGGACCUGAUCUGCGGUUUGAGAUUGCGUUAGACAGACUUCACCACUCACUAGAGCUUCAUAUCUACUCAGUGGUUUGGAUUGUCAAUAAAACUAAAAUAGAUCUAAACUUCAAGAUUGACUCGCGCAAAUACUUGUUGAAUGCAACGGAUGAGAAUAAGGCGCAUUUGAUAUCCUUCUCAAAUAUAAAGAAAGCAAAGGGUCAUUUGUGCAUAUUUGAGAGUGAGUGGUCUGAAGCGUUUUCGUUAAGUGCAGUUGGUGAUGAAUCGUUUGUGAUGUGCAGCACAAGUGAAGGAGUGUCGUACGCGAUAUAUAUCAGCAUCCAAAUGUCGUAUACUGGCUUGACAAAUAUCAUUACAUUGAGUGCAAGAUACCUGAUAGCUAACCAUGCCGGGCUCGACCUUAUGUUUGCUGAAGUAAUAAACGAAAGUUCAAGCGUGGAAGAGUUAUCCUGGAUAUCGCUACCAACUAUGAUGUGCUCGCCAGUGUGGCUUCACUCACCCGACGCAAUGCUGUUGCUAAAAGAGAAAGAUUCGGCAUAUGUUGGUCCGCCUAUUCCACUUAACUGCGACAAUAAAAUAGCGAAAAGAUUAUCAAACUCGCAAACUGUAUGUGUUGAUGUUAACCGUCUUGGUGAUCAAUUUAUCGUAAAUGUCACUCCAUACGAAGAAGGGUGUAUCCCUCUCCGUGUUGAUAACUACUGCUCUCACUCGGUGUUCUUAAAGCAAAGGGAGGUGGAUAAACUGGCUGCAGUUACAGAGUUUCUGCCAAAAACUUCUCAGUACUUUAACUGGUCUCAAUUUAAUAAGCCGCAUCAAGUAAUAGCAAUGUUAUUGAAUCCAGAUUGCAGAGAAAGAAACGUCAAUAUCUCCAUGACAGGAUGGGGACAUAUGAAUUUGGAACAGAACGACAAACAAGAUGGUGUCAGCACUAAAACAAAAUGCUGCAGUUGCACGUGGUGUUGUUUUCCGUCGUUGUGUAGAGGGGGACACGACGAGGAAGAUGGCCAGCACCUUUUAUCACCUUCACCGCCACCUCUUGUUGCUGACCAAAUAGUUUACUGGGUGUCCUAUCUAGAAGGGAUGCAACGUGUUCUAGCCUUCACACCGAAUCAUGCUGAUGCAAAAAAGUUACGGUCGAGUGGCGACGUAGAGAAGGUGACCAUGGAAAUUUUCCUCUCUUUAAAAGGUGUUGGACUUUCUUUGGUAAAUUCAUUACCGAGAGAAAUUUGCUACGCAGCUCUCACUGGUGGGACGUCAUUAUGGGAAGUUGAGACAAAAGAAAAUGUGUGGAAGUCACUAGAUAUUGAUACGUCGACUUUUCUGGAAGAUUCUUGGAAAAAUUCGGCUGCAAAUGCACGCUUUGAGAAUAAAAUCGAGGUAAAUUUAAAGGAAAUGAUCAUGAAGAAGCCGUAUCAUGGCAGGUUAAAACGUUCGUGCGAUCCAGCUUUAUGGGUGCAGUAUUCACAAUCAGAAAACAACACGAGUGUUUACGUGAAGUUGCAUCGAUUGCAGGUUGACAGCCAGCAAUAUGAUGUUAUAUAUCCCUCAGUUCUUUAUCCCGCGCCGUUACCACCCAGAGUUGUGAAAAGAAACGGCGUAAAACCAUUAUUGGAAUUAGCAAUUGUGUUCAGUUCAAGCCAUGACGUUAAAAUUAUCAAAUACCUAAAGUUUCUGUUGCAAGAAGUGAAUUUAAAGAUAGACCGAAGCAUUAUCACUGGUGUAAUGAGUCUGAUGCAAAAUUCAAGCAUUGCAUUGAGUGGCCACACGCAGUUCUUGCAGGAUAACGCGUUCGUGAAGGAAAGUGUGGAGGAAUCUCUUCGAAUGGUUUUAGAAUCUAAAUCCAGUCAAAUGCUUAUAAGUUACUUCCAUUUGUCGCCAGUAAAAAUCCAUUUGAGUUUUUCGAUGGAUGAUGAAUUAAAUGAGUCGUCAAAAUCAUCUUCGAACGAUGAACUCUUGCAGUGGUUCAUUAGUACGAUUGGUAUCCAGUUCACAGAUAUCAGUGAUGCUGUUAUCAAGCUUGGUUACUUUGAGCGGAAAAACACGUUCAUCACUCAAGAUAUGUUGUUUGCGGAUGCAACGAAACACUACCUAUUACAGGCAGUGAAGCAGUUUCAUGUUUUGGUCCUCGGAUUAGACGUAUUAGGAAAUCCGUACGGUUUGAUCAGUGAAUAUGGACAAGGUGUUAAGGAUUUAUUUUAUGAACCCUACCUGGGCAGCGUUGCCGGUCCUCAUCAGUUUGCUGAAGGCUUAGCGUAUGGUAUAAAAAGUUUGCUGGGACACACAAUUGGAGGCACAGCUGGCGCUGCUUCCCUGAUCACUGAACAGCUUGGACAAGUUGUUGCGGCAAUGUCAUUUGACUCUGAAUACAAACGGAGAAGAAGACAAGAAAUGAGUUCUGAUCCUUCUGGAAUUGGUGAAGGGUUAGCAAUUGGUGGCAAGCAGUUUGUCCUUGGUUUGGUAUUCGGAAUAUCAGGGUUGGUGACGAAGCCUAUACAAGGUGCUCGCAAAAGUGGUAUCGAGGGUUUUUUCAAAGGAGUUGGGAAAGGUGUGCUAGGACUUCUUGUGAAACCGACAGGAGGUGUGAUUGAUUUGCUGACAAGUAGCUUAGAUGGCGUGCGAAGGUUUGCUGAGCAGGGCGGCGAAGAUAUUGUGUGUCGAAUACGCUUGCCACGAGUUACCUAUCCGAACAAACCCGUUGCUGUUUACAACAACGAACGUUCAUAUGGCUAUGGUUUAUUAAGAUCGCUUUCCGCAAAACAAAAGAUUGAUGGGCAGUACAAAGACCACGUUGCCAUACCAACGGAACAUCCAACAAUUGUUUUGUUCACCACAGAGAUGCUGAUUGAAGCAACGCAAAGUCAAUUUUUCAGUGAGUGGCAAGUGGAAUGGUCAACUUAUUACAAAUCAAUCGAAAGUAUUGAAAAGAGAGAUAAUUCUGUCAGAUUUAAUUUGAAGUUAACAUCUGAAAGAAAGGACAAGAUUUCCAUCUCGCAUUCUGUAUUUCAUGAAAUUUCAUGUGGAAAGCCACUUGCGUGCCGGCUGCUGCAGGAAAAAGCCUUAUCGUGUUUCAACACUGCAAAAAUUUCAAUUUGAGACUUGCAUCUGCAUGCGUAAAAAAAAUUAUUUUGACCGUAAGUAAUACCGCACUGGUACUGUCAUUUAGCACCGGUACUGUCGUUUAGCUCCGGAAAUGGGUUGGUUUUGGGUGUUUGUUCAUGAGGAUUUUGUACCGUACAGUUUCAAAAGGUAACCUCAUUGUGGCAGAAAGUGCCACUCAAAUUUAUAACUUUAGUAUUUUGAAAUCAAAAAUUACUCACGCAUGUGUCCAUUAGAUAAUAAGUUUUCAAAUUCAAAGCAAUUAGUAAGUCUCUAAACAAAAAACGAGAAUAAAAGUCGCAAAAUCUAGGUCACAAUAUUCGAGAUUUCGCUUAGUGGAUUUGUAAUAUUAUAUUUAAAUGCGAUAUUAGGCUAAUGUUUUUAACAAAUUUUAAACGUGCCGAUCGUGAAACAAUGGCAUGCAUGUCGGUGUUGUAUUUUAUUUUGUGGAUUUGAACUUUGUAUGUAAAAAAAAAGAUUUAAUAAUUUUUUGCAUGUAGUAAAAAAAUUGUCGGAUUUCUAAUGAAAAUACAAAAAUUAAAAUUUACUCAAUUUAUCGGAAUUAAUUAAUCCGAUUGGCUGAAAAUUAUUAGCUCUUUCACUUGCUACACGAAUUUAUAACCAAAGAAAUUGUUUUAUUGCUUUCUUUUCUAUUUUUUAUCAGAAAUUCGCCAUAACAAUAACAUAACUUGAAGGUGGUUUCCACUCAGCAACAUCUCUUGAUAUGUUUAGGUUUUGUUUGGUGGAAACCAACCCUUAAUUUUUCACGUGAUUGUCAUUUUUAUCAUACCAUGCAUUCUUAAAUUUUACUGACUGUAAAUAAAAUUUGUUCCGAAUACAUUUCUGUACUUAUUGUAA
Molecule: messenger RNA, 12246 nt
Organism: Hydractinia symbiolongicarpus
Lineage: Eukaryota; Metazoa; Cnidaria; Hydrozoa; Anthoathecata; Hydractiniidae
Product: intermembrane lipid transfer protein VPS13A-like
Exons: 109
Coding region: 70-11385 (3771 amino acids)
Biological process (GO): protein retention in Golgi apparatus; protein targeting to vacuole
Cellular component (GO): extrinsic component of membrane
Source: RefSeq, a predicted model, not a curated record